AUGAGAAUCCCUUACGUCGCCGACCCGCCACCGACCUCGACGGCAGAGGAGCAAGCCGUCGUGGAGCGUGUGCGAGCCCGCCGGGCCCCCCGUCCCCUUCAACCGCUCGACCGCGCCCUCCUGCACUCCCCGGCCGUGGCGGACGGAUGGAACACCUUCCUGGGGGCGAUCCGCACGCGCACCUCGCUGGCGGCCGACGUACGCGAGCUGGCCAUCUCGAGGGUGGCAGUCUGCAACGGCGCCUGGUACGAGUGGGGCCACCACGCUCCCCUCGCCGCCGCCGCCGGCGUGUCCGACAGGGCGCUCGACGUGGUCAGGAGGGAGGGCGAGCUGCCCCCCAGGACCGACGUGGGCGGGGACCUGCUGUUCGAUGACCGGCAGUGGGCCGUGCUGGCAUACACGGAUGAGAUGACGAGGCGCGUCAGGGUGGGGGACGACACCUUUGCCGCUCUCAGGGCCCUCUUCAGCGAUCGGGAGAUUAGCGAGAUCACCGCCACGGUAGGACGAGCCUUCUCCUGUCGGACCCUCUCUUCUCACAUUUCUUCCAACAUGUGA
This is a messenger RNA of Geosmithia morbida, 555 nucleotides long. RefSeq names its product Carboxymuconolactone decarboxylase family. Gene Ontology annotation, molecular function: peroxiredoxin activity. NCBI's taxonomy places the organism in Eukaryota, Fungi, Ascomycota, Sordariomycetes, Hypocreales, Bionectriaceae. The transcript has a single exon. Bases 1 to 555 code for a protein of 184 amino acids. The record is from RefSeq and is a predicted model, not a curated record.